Messenger RNA from Haliotis rubra (blacklip abalone), 1538 nucleotides. Its product is annotated as transcriptional repressor CTCF-like. The record is from RefSeq and is a predicted model, not a curated record. Lineage: Eukaryota; Metazoa; Mollusca; Gastropoda; Lepetellida; Haliotidae.
UUUUGUUGAGAAUGAUAUAAGUGGCCUAAGAGGGACGACUUGGCAAGAGUCGCAUUAUGUCACCUGGUUAACGAUAUUUUGGGACCAAUAUUUACUCGAUUAGUUGUAACAUGUGUUUGUGACACGAUGGAAGUGAGAGCAUGAGCGUGAGCUACAUCACAACAGUGUGUCCCAACAUGGAGGAGUCUCCAUCUCCCAAGUUUCUGGAGUCCUUUGUUCCAGGGCUUGGUUCACCAGACCUGCCGUCAACCAUGAUACACGACAUUGACCUCCAUCUUGAAUGUGACGAUGAUGGCAACUUCUGUCUUCCGGCCGUUGCCGAUAGCAGCAAUGUCCCGUCGCAUUCAGUCAUUGGUCAGAAUGUAAAUCUCAGUGUGACAUUUCCAGUGCCGAAACAAACAGAAAAAACAUCAUUAGUUUUCAGUUGUUCACAAUGUGACCAAAUUUUCAGCAAACACAGUAAGCUAGCUGAGCAUUUACUUCAAGUCCAUGAGAUUGUUAAGAAUUUUCAGUGUACAGUUUGUUCAUUUGCAACAACGUCCACAAGAUUAUUGAGACGCCAUUUGGUCAGGAUGCAUGAAGCAAAAAAAAGGGAGAAGUUUCCUGAAUCAAGAUUCUUCAAACCCCAGGAGCAGUUAAGCAGUGAUAAAAUGCAUGUUCCUGUUUCAACUGACAACCCCACAGGAAAUAUAAUAUGUCAACCGGAGAGUUCGGAAGUUGAUGAAAAGUCUGCAUGUGAUACAAAUUUACGACUUUUAAACGAACCGAAAAGAAGAACUGGUUUGAGUGUAUCAAAGUUAACGUCUGAUGAUGAGGACAGGAAGGAGCAUCGAUCUGUUUUCAUGUGUCCUGAAUGUCCGUACAAGGGUAUUUCACAAAAACAUUUGAAGAUGCACUUUGCAAAUAUUCACGACCGAUCACGAGAGAUUUUUAACUGUGAUGUCUGUGACUUCUCAUGUAAACAGAAGCGAACAUUUAUCAUCCAUGAAAGAAUGCAUAGAGGAGAAAAGCCAUUUAUAUGUGAUUUCUGUCAAAAAGUCUUUUUCUUCCAUGACAACACUGAAACGACACGCUUUGAUCCAUGGAACCGAAAGACAGCAUAACUGUCCCUUUGAAAACUGUUGUCAGGCGUUUAAAUAUAAGGACAUAUUGAAGUCUCACAUUUCUAAAGUUCACAAGAAAGGUAAAGGAAGUGAUCUGAGCAAUGUAUCAGAAGAACAAGUAUCAGCAUCCAAAACAGAUGGUAGCUGCAAGAAGAGGACUCUAUUUGCAUGUAGUUGGAAAGGAUGUGGAAAGUCAUUCCGAGAUAACUACAAUCUGAAGUGUCAUUUCUGUUUACAUACAGGGGAGAAACCGUUAAAGUGUCCACAUUGUGAAUUCAGGUGUGUUCAGCAAGCAUCCUUGAACUGUCAUGUCAAGAAUAUGCAUUUUGAAUUUAAAAAAUCAUGAUUUCAGUAUACUUUGGGCUGAUCAGAACUAUUCUUAUUGCACGGGGUAUAGUGGAUAAGGAAAUAUGAUGAAUAAACCUGAAAAUCAUA